AUGGGGAGUUUGGUUGAGGGGGGGGGCGCGCACUACGCCAUGCCAAGGGACGAAGACAUCGACGAAUUUCUCAACAAAGUGAACGAUGUAACAGAGAAGGUGCAGGACAUUUUGAGCGGGAAAAUAACUGUGGAGGAAAUACAACAAGAGGAGAAGAAGCUGCUCCUGAAGGAGAAAAUCAAACAAAUGAGAGAAGCGGAGAAGAAGGAAGAGGAGCGCAGGAGGUACGUCAUGGGCACAGAGGGUAGCGGAACGAAGGAAAGAAACUACAAGUGCUUCUGUACACAUUGCUUGGUGGAGUUUAAUUACAUAUUGACAAAGUGUCCUAGGUGCUCAGGGGGAGUUAUAACGAAGGAACAAAGAUUGCUUGACUUGCAGGAGAAGGUGAACCAGUACAAAGAAAAGAAAAAAAAAAGAGAUGCCAGAAGGGCUUUCUGGAAGAAGUGGAAAAGUGGGAUAAACCAAAAUAAGGACUCAAACGAGGGGAAAAUAAUCGACAAGGAUGUACAGAAUGAUUCGCCGCAUAAAAUAGCCACCACCGACUACGACAAGUGGAACCAUUACGAACCCAGCUCGGACACUUUUGAUGAAGAUGAGAAAAUCCCCUACGUCCCGAAGGACAACAAGGACUUCAAAAUUUUGGAGAAAAAAUUACAAAGCGAUAUUGACAAGAAGAACCACCAUAGGAAAAUAGCUCAUUCGAUCAAGUUGAAAGGGAAUGAUUUCUUUACGAAAAAGAAAUAUAUCCAGGCCCUUGAAUCUUAUGAGGAAGCACUACAAAUCUGCAAAGACUACCUAGAAAUUUACAACAACGUGGCUUUAUGCUACCUCAAAACCUACAGGUAUCAUAAAGCUAUUCACAGUUGCAACGAAAUCAUUAAAUACUACGAUGUUUUUAAGGGAGAUUUUCAUAUAAAGAAGGAUACCUUAUUUAAGAGUCAUCUUAGGAAAGGAUUUGCAUGGUAUAAGUUAUAUAACUUCGAGGAAGCCUUGGCUAGUUUUCAAUCCGCUUUGGAGUUUUGUCCUGGGGAUGUAGAGGCCUCUGUGUACCUCCAAAAAUGUGAACGCAUGAUGAGGAAGGGGACUCAAUUGGGGGGAGCUGUCUCUCCGAAGGAUUCCUCCCCUCCAGGACAGGUGAACAAUGGAAAUAUAAACCAUGGAAAUAUAAACCAUGCAAAUGUGUACAAUGAAAAUGUACAGAAUGAAAAUGUAAUGAGUGGAAAUGUGGAGGAAGACACCAUGGACCUAUCCCACGCACUCAAUGAGCUAGCCAAAAUGGAUCUCACCAAAGACGGGAAAAUCUUCUUGGAGACGCUCAAAGGAGUGAAGAAAUCUCUUAAGAGAAGCGAAGAGGCCAAGUUGGCAUUCUACUUAAAUGUAUAUUCCAUAGAUUAUAGUAGAGGAGGCACUUGUGGCGGGGUAGCUACCCGGAAAGGAAGAACAACCUUCCUCGCAUUCUGUGCAGAUAAACUGGAAGAAGUGCUCUUCUGCGUGAAGAGAGAACAAAGCGUGGAAAUCUCCCUCCAGGAAAAACACCAACAACUGGAAGGAGGCAACACACUUCCCAAAUACACCUCCCUCAUUGCCAUCGCCCUCAUCGACUUGAUUACCUUCAUCCUGGACGAACACCACCAGUUCUCAGACUUUUGCCUCAGUGCAGUAAAUCCGGUCAUCACCCUCUAUCAGUUAAGGAGAAUUAACAAGGUGAAAGCUGUACAUCUAUUGAAUUCCAUUGGAAGGGAUACGGAAGGGAGGAAGUUGUUACAUGAGCGCAUCAUACAACAGGAAGAUCAUGCCUUGAUGGGAAUGUUCCUCUCUCGAAUUGGUUACCUCAUCGGAAAGGAGAGAAGUGUCUAUACGAGAGAGCAGAACACAAGGAUGAUGUAUCUAGCAGAAUGCGUUGUAAAAAUGGAACACGUUCGAAAGUAUGAAGUGGAUCUUCGUGGGGUUAUCCAAAAGGGGGAGAAGACAGAUUGGGGGAAUUCCACCACUAGACCACCUACAGAGAAGAGUAAAACAAACAAAGGGAGUAAUACAUCGGAGUGGCUCCAAAAGAGAGCAGCCAAAAUGUACAAACACAAGUUGGAAUUAGCCAAUCUGUUUGGAAUCAUUUCACAUCUAACUCUGAAGCAAGACGGGAGAGAUGUUCUAGAGAAAGAGUUCAUGAAGGAUAUCCUUAACAUAAUAAUUUACGUCAAUGAGCUCUUUUACUCUUACCAAAGCCUGAACUGUAACUGCCUGUCGGUUCUGGUUAACCUGGUCAGUAGCACCAAAUUUAGGACCAUUAUCAUGAGUGCCAGUUGGCCGCACAUGCUGCAUUUUGUGGAGAAAUGGCUUCAGGGCACGCCCCCCGGAGAUGACCUCCUUGAAAAUGUCUUGUCGCUCAUUUUCAAUUUAACCUCAACAUGGAAGGAGCAAAUUCGGAAAGGGGAUGGAGAGUCUUUCCGCCAUGGAGAGAAGACUCUAAUUAGGGAAAGCAGUUUACGGCGAAUGAUCUCCUGCAUGGGUUCAACCAACAUGAGGGUAGCUGAGCUCUGCUACUUAAUAGUUAGUCGUUUUUACACCUAUGCUUACUCUGGCGUGGUGGACAUAGAAGGGAAGUCGGUGGGUUCCCCCCCUGGGAAAGAAGAAAGAGUGUGUCCAAGUUAUCUUUUUACAUCUACCCCUAUAGGGAAAACAUCCAACGAGAAUCGAAAUGUCCAACUGGUAGAUUCACUCAAACGAAAAAUAGAGAAGGAGAAUGACCAUCUGGUCCACCUGGAUGAAUUCUCCUUCGACUCGAUGAAGAAGUCUAUCUUGUCUGAGUUGGAGUCGCCACGUGGAGGUGGCUUAACAAGUGCCUGCAUCUACCUACUUUGUUGUUUAUCCAAAUACACAGAUUUUUUGUUUAAGUUGCUGCAUGGGGAGGAGGUCCACCUGGAGAGACUGAGCAACCGACUGGUCUCCCUCUUCGUAGAGAAGAAAAGUAAAGUUCAGCGGGACCAGUCCACAUCUAUCAUGGUAAAGAACAUCGCGACUUUCUUCACACAAAUGAUAAAAAUUAUCAUCGUGAGGGAGGACACCGAUUGGGAAAGUGUCUUCCUAGUCAAGUCCAUCGAGAGAGUCAUUCCCCAUGCAGUUGAGUUGGUGAAUAACGGGAUACACAACGAUGCCACGAGCAAAGAAAUCAGCUUCUUCCUCUCGUAUUGCUUCGUCAACGCGCAUUUUAAGUCGGCGGUGCUCGCUUCCUUCCACAACGAUGUAGGGAGGAUAUGCGCGGUGCUUCGCUGUGGGGGUGGUUGA
Molecule: messenger RNA, 3282 nt
Organism: Plasmodium knowlesi strain H
Lineage: Eukaryota; Apicomplexa; Aconoidasida; Haemosporida; Plasmodiidae
Product: tetratricopeptide repeat protein, putative
Exons: 1
Coding region: 1-3282 (1093 amino acids)
Biological process (GO): post-translational protein targeting to endoplasmic reticulum membrane
Cellular component (GO): membrane; TRC complex
Molecular function (GO): protein binding; molecular adaptor activity
Source: RefSeq, a predicted model, not a curated record